This is a messenger RNA of Paecilomyces variotii, 1450 nucleotides long. RefSeq names its product putative endo-arabinase. Gene Ontology annotation, biological process: carbohydrate metabolic process. Gene Ontology annotation, molecular function: hydrolase activity, hydrolyzing O-glycosyl compounds. The record is from RefSeq and is a predicted model, not a curated record. Lineage: Eukaryota; Fungi; Ascomycota; Eurotiomycetes; Eurotiales; Thermoascaceae. The transcript is spliced from 2 exons. Bases 103 to 1077 code for a protein of 324 amino acids.
CUUCCGUCCCUGUUAUUUGGUUUUGCUGUUCGAUUGUCUGUCUUGUGCUCCCUUGUGUCCAUCUUUCUGGCUACCACUGAGGUAGGGCGGAUCGUGAUCAUAAUGUGGCCUUCGUUUUCCUCUAAUAUAUUGGGCCUGGCUCUCCUGCCAUUGGCCCUGGCCUCCCCCUUCCAGAAGAGAGCCAGUGGUCCGUGGAUGGCACUGGACACAGACUUCCCCGAUCCCAGCUUUGUUGGAACUCCCGAUGGCACCUGGUACGCAUUUGGUACCAACGGCAAUGGAAAAAGAGUUCAGGUUGCGAGUUCGUCAGAUUUCCAGAAGUGGACUCUGUUAGACAAAGAGGCUCUACCGACGCUGGGUGGAUGGGAGACAGAUGUUAACCAUUGGGCCCCCCACGUGAUCAUGCGAAACGAUGGCAAAUAUGUCAUGUACUAUUCCGGAGAGGCCAAGUCGGACACAGGACACCACUGCGUCGGCGCAGCCGUCUCUCAAGGGACAGAUCCUUCCGGUCCAUACAUCCCUCAACCGAACCCUUUCGCCUGUAACCUGGACAAGGGUGGCUCAAUUGAUCCUGCCGGUUUCCUGGACAGCGACGGAACUCGCUACGUCGUCUACAAGGUUGAUGGCAACAGUAUCGGCAAUGGGGGAGACUGUAACAACGGCGUUGCGCCCAUCAAGCCGACUCCGAUCAUGCUGCAGAAGGUCAAAGAAGAUGGUGUCACUCCCGUUGGAGAUCCAGUUCAGAUCCUCGACCGCGACAGCAGCGACGGACCUCUAGUUGAGGCUCCCAACUUGAUCCUGCAUCAAGGCACCUACUUCCUCUUCUACUCGACUCACUGCUUCACGGAUCCCAAAUACGACGUGCGCUAUGCCACAGCAACGUCCAUCACCGGUCCCUACACCAAGACGAACACGCAAUUGCUUAAGACCGGCGAAUUUGGCAUGACUUCCCCUGGCGGAGGAACAGUCUCCGGUGCUGGAGAUAAAUUGGUCUUGCAUAGUUUCUGCGAGCCGAACGUGCGAUGCGCAUACGCUGCGAAUAUAUCCAUCAAGGGCAAAACGGUUACAGUGCUGUAAAUGAUUCGCACUACAUCCGUGUCUCUCCUACGAUCAUUAUAUAUAUACACCGUCGGCACGCUGCGACAUCUUCAUUUCCUACUGUGAUUUCUAUUGAGCGAUAUACCUUUUUUUGACUAGGAUGGGUUUGGAAUAUAUCGCGGCAUUGGAUAGGCGUUUUUGGAAAUAUCGGGCUGUGGAAUAAUUAACCACUGUAUUAAUGUUUACAUCUAGUUGAGUCGUCAAAAAAAGUACAGUACAGCCGCAAUCAUAUCUGAACCUCCUUCCCUCCAUAAACUAUCUGUUCUUCAGCCCUUCUACUAAAUACAAUCUCUCGGCAAGAAUUUCAUUGUUUACAUCCAGACACCCUCCAGAUAAUACCACUACUAUACUC